Prorocentrum cordatum is the source of this 202-nucleotide messenger RNA. The record is from the annotation of a GenBank genome assembly. Lineage: Eukaryota; Dinophyceae; Prorocentrales; Prorocentraceae.
GCGCCUCCAGCCGCCUCAGAUCCCCCGGGCAGCCGUCCUCCGUCUCCGCGGGCAGCACCGUCGCGGACUCCGAAGAGUCCGAGGAGGAGCCACUGCCGAGCAGGCACGGCUCGGGCGUCUUCGAUUUGUCCGCCUGCACCCGGCAGGACAGCGAGCGUCCACCCCGCGGCGGCCGCCGCGGCCCCCGCUGCUGCUGCGCGAG